CUGUCUCAGCCAUAGCUCGGGAAUAAGCAGGGACAGAGAGCCACAGACGAGCACGCAGAAGUCUGAGAAUAGGGAGGUAAGCACAGAAACUUGCACUGCUGUGUGGCAGAGGGAGUGAUCCCAGGAACAAAGAAAACUGCAGGAAUCUCUCUACUUUGAGGGUGAUGGAACUCUGGAACUGGCUACACAGAGAGGGUGUGGAGUCUCCCUUUCUGGAGAGAUCCAAACCUGUCUGGACACACUCCUGUGCAGCUGGUGGAGAUGCUGCAUCGCUUGAGAAGGGGUGAGGAAUGGCCGAUUAAUCUGUGCUCAGAGAGGCUGCCUGUUGGGAUUAGUGCUUCCGAUGUUCUUAACAUCUGCAGCUCCAGGACAGCCCCAAAUUCAUCAGCAGUGGAAGCUGGAGGACAGCAGCGAGGCUGGGUUUCACCAGCCUUUUGUUUGUGGAAAUAGGCAACACAGGGAAUGAGAAAAGACUGAUAAGAAGCCAUGGAUGGGUUACAGCUGCGGCACGCACAUGCUGAGAUGCCUGACAACAGCCUCGGGGAGUGAGAUGACUUCUGGCAAUGCAGGCAUCCAGCAGAAGGAGCCUCCUCAAGCUCAGUAUUAUGGAGGUGAAGUGGAUUCAUGUGUUGGUCUUCUUCUUCUUCCUGUUGUCUGUCGCAAUGACGGGCUGCUUCCUGUGGCAGUACAGCCUCCCCAAGAUGGAGACCAGAGCAUCUGUGAUGGAAGCAAGAUCAGAAGCUGUGCAGAUGUGCCCCCGCUAUCCUGAACCAGCACCGCUGGACCACCCACUCCCCAUUCUGAAGGAAGCAUUGGAGAAGGUUGAUGUGAUGCUGCGCCAAAAGAUUCACAGCUCUGGGCUCCCUGCCAUGUCUGCCAUUGUGAUCUACAAUGACACUGUUCUCUGGACAGGCAACUUUGGAAAGAAGAAUGGUUCAGACCCCUCUUCAUUGGUGCCCAACGAAUACACUAUUUACAGAAUUGCCAGUGUCUCCAAGAUCUUUCCCACCAUUAUGUUGUACAAGAUGUGGGAGGAAGGAAAAGUGAUGUCUCUUGAUGACCCACUGGAACGCUAUGCCCAAAACUUUGUUAUUAAGAACCCUCUGGGGAGGCUCAAGGAAUCAGAGCAGAGAUACACAGCAGAUGGGAUGAUUUUUUCAGAAAAAGGCUCAGUGCCAAUGAAGCCAUCGCCCGUUACCCUGCGCAGAAUGGCCAGCCAGCUCUCAGGUCUGCCCAGGAGGCUGAGAUCCACCUCCCUGCUGUGGAAGGGCAAUACGCAAGAUGCUCUAGCUCUCCUGAAAGAUGAUAUCUUGGUUGCUGAUCCAGGAACCAGGUGCCACUACAGCAAUUUGGCCUUCUCACUGAUGGCGCACGUGCUAGCCAACCACGCAGCUGAAGGACAAUAUCAGCGCUGGAUCUCAGAGAACGUCUUGGACCGCUUGGGCAUGGAGGAUACUGGCUUUGACAUCACACCACCGAUCCGCUCCCAGAUGGCUGUGGGUUUCUACAGCAGCCAGCAGCCAGCUCCUCUCUAUGAUCUUGGCUGGUACAGGCCUUCUGGCCAGAUGUACUCCACAGCUGCUGACCUUGCCAAGCUGGCAAUGGUCUUCUUGGGCACCUACCACCGUCGUCUCCUAGAGCCUGACACAGUGAAGACAAUGCUAACCCCUCUGUUUAAGUGCUCCACUGAAUACUUUGCUAACAAGACUGGUACACCCUGGGAGAUUAACGAGCAAUUGGGAUAUGAUGUUAUUAGGAAGGAUGGAGACCUUGAUGGCUAUUCAGCUACCUUCUCUCUUAUCCCCAAGCUCCGCCUGAGCUUCAUUGUGCUAAUGGCAGGGCCUAGGCCUCAGGGUGGAGAUAUUGUGACUCAGACGUAUGAGUAUCUUAUUCCUGCCAUGGAGACAGCAUUCAGAGAGGCAGACAAAAGCUUGAUUCCUCCUCCAAGUCCAAGCCCUUAUGUUGGCUAUUAUACCUACUCCAACCUCACUUUCUAUGAGAUCAAAGUUGGACCUGGUGGGGUUCUGGUCAUGCAGCAAUUCGGGCCUCACGUGGAAGAGCUAAUUCCUGAAAAGUACCGGACAAUCAAGCUCCACCACCUGGAAGAUCGUGUUUUCCAAGUUGUUUUUGACAAAGAGUUCCCGUGUGUCCUGCACCUGGGCUCUGCUUCCAUCUCACUGGAGACCCAAAAUGGGCAGCUCUUUAACUUUUAUCCAUUCGAUCGCAAGGGUUUAUCUCCUGGCUUUGAUGCACCAGGGCUGAACACCUACAAUGUGGUGCGUGUGCUUCGUAAACCUGUAUUCUACACCUAAAUGUCUCUACUUUUCUGACCACUUCUGAGAGGUGGCUCCAAAUCUAUGUCUUACCAGACUCUCCUAUCUGUGUGGCUUUAUUGAUGCCAUUUAAAAGGGAAAGACGGUGACAAAUCAUUCUUCUGCCCAACAAAUAUGUCGGGUCCCACUUCUAAAAUUACUUUAAUGGCUUGCAAUCUCUGACAGUGCACAAUAGGCCAGCUAGCAAGCAUGGAUGCCCACAGGAAAAAAAAGAGAUGUGAAUGUGCUGGAAGGAUGGUGUUUGAAUGACAUAAAAAAAAUGCUAUGCGCUUAAGUCCCCACAUUGACAUUGCUGUUUGAUGGCCACUGUAGUGAUUGACUAGUACCAUCAAAAGGCUGAGAUUUCCUCUCUGAAAAUCUCCAUUCUUCAGUCCCAAGAUUUUCCAGGGCUCUUGAGGAGCCCAUCUGCCAAGAACAAAUUCCUCACAUGGGUAAUAUGACAUAAUAUGUGCUAGAAAAUGGCAGCAGCCUGCUACCAGGUCCUGCUUGUGAUACCUGGGAAAAGAGGGCCAGUUGGAAAUAAGGAAGUGGCUGGAUUGUUGCACUCAAAGAGUUGUGGUCUAUGGCUUAGCGUCCAAGUGGAAACCGGUGAUAAGUAGUGGUCAAUACAAACCCCCCAGAGGUCGGUAUUGGGACUGGUGUUGUUUAACAUCUUCGUUGGAGACAUGGACUGUGGGAUUGAGGGCACCCUCAGCAAAUCUGCUGAUGGCACCAAGCUGUGUGGUGUGGCCAACACACUGGAGGGAAGUGAUGGGAUCUAGAGGGACAAGCUGGAGAGGUGGGGCUGUGCGAACCUCAUGGAGUUCAACAAGGCCAAGUGUAAGGUCCUGCACCUGGGUCUGGGCAAUCUCAAGCACAAACACAGGCUGAGUGGAGAAUGGAUUCCCUGAGGAGAAGGACUUGGAGUGCUAGGGGAUGAGAAGCCCAACAUGAGCCAGCAAAGUAUGCUCACAACCCAGAAAGCCAAACCGUAUCCUGGGCUGCAUCCAAAGCAGUGGGACCAGCAGGGCCAGGGAGGGGGUUCUGCCCCUCUGCACUGCUCUCAUGAGACCCCACCUGAAGACCCACGUACAGGUCUGGAGUCCUCAGCACAGGAAGGACAUGGAGCUUUUGGAGUGAGGCCAGAUGAGACUGCAGAGAUGAUCCAAGUGCUAAAGCAUCUCCCGUAGGAGGACAGGCUGAAAGAGUUGGGGUUGUUCAGCCUGGAGAAAAGAAGGCUGCAGGGAGACCUUAGGGCAGCUUCCAGUACUGAAAGAGGCUCCAGGAAAGCUGGGGAGGGGCUCUUGAUCAGGGCAUGUAGGGAUAGGACAAGGGGGAAUGGUUUCUGUGCCCAUGGCAAGGGACAGGAACUGGAUGACCUUUAAGGUCCCUUCUGACCCAAACCAUUCUAUUAUUCUCUUCUAUGAUUUUCCAAUACACUGGUACAUUCCAGCUGGACUCAGGUUUGUGACUAUCUAUCUCGGUAUAGAGGCAAAUGUGUGAGCGUGGUGUUUAAGUACAGGAAUGUUUGUGUGUUGUAGCACCCACUGUGGUUAUGUAGGUGUGACAGAGGAUGCUAAGAGAAAGUGCCUUGGGAGCACUGGAUUUAGGACAUGGGCACAUACAAGCAAUCUGCAAAGCCCAAGGUGCAGUUGCUUCUGCCUUCAUUUGCCCACUCAGUGCCAAGACAGGCAGGACAGAUGAUCUGUCAUUAGUCACCAACACCGUAGCACCAAACUGGGUGUAAUGUCAGGCAUGAAUGCAAGACAGGACAAUUGGCACCAACUUGGUUCUUCCUCCCCUUCCAGUUUAGGAGAGGGUUUGGAUUGCAGCCCUAACUGGAGCCCAAAAUAAAAGUCAGCAGAGGGUCAGGACAAGAGGAGUCUUACUCUAAGCUGAACAGCCUAUCUGGAGAGUUGGGCAAUGGUUAUACAGCAUGGAAACUCUGAUGCAAAUGCAAAAGACCCUUUCAAAGUACACAUUCUCCUAUCCCAUAACUAGUGUGAGACUGGAUUCUCUUGCAGAGUGACCUCCUUGUGUUUCUUAUCCCCACAGAAAGUGGGCAUGUCUCAAGGAGGAAAAGAAAGUAAAUCUCCCUGCCUCCCUACUCUCUUGUUGUCUCUCAAUGUUUUUAGUCUGCACAGAGUUCUUCAGCUUCAGUUUUGAGUAGAGAGACCAUCACCAAAGGCCCAGAAAUAUAUGAUUUGCAAACUCAGUUCCUUGCCUUUUUUCAGACAUUUUCAGUUGCCUAAUGAACACCUGAAAUGUUCUAACGCUUGUCCGGUUUCCUCCAGACUUUGUAGGUGAUUACACUUCAUACCUCGUACAGCCUCAUACGUUCAAGUGUUUGAUCUGGGCUAUAGCAACAGCAACAAGCUCUAGGCAAACUCUUGCUGCUGUCACAUGUGAUGGUGCCCAGAGGAAUGUGUGCGAGCAGAUACGGGCGAUUUCCUGUCGCAGUGCUGGGACCCUAUCAGGGCAUAUCUGACACCACAGAGCUUCCCGGGCUUUGAGCUCACAAGAUGUAAUAUCUCAUUGCAAGACAUUUGAGUGCUCUGAGCCUUUGAGUGAGGGCUGAAUGCCAGUUUAGGGCUGUUCUUAUUGCUUUGGAAGAAGUGAUUAUUUACCUAUCAGAUUUAUUUAAAAGUUUCCAAGAAAAAAUAAGAUUUACAUCACAUGCCACUCACUGGUGGAACCCCACACUGGGCUGUCUCCCUCUGUCUGAUGGAGCUGUUAAGCUGGUUUACUUUCCCAUCAGCAUUGCAGAUACUAACAGGCCUUUAAUUUUCUAGUGAGUCACCCUCAAACCUCUGUACUGACACUUUUUGGUGCUCUUGUUUAUUCCCAUAAUGGCAAAAUACAGUUCUUUGCUGUUCAUAGCGUGAAUCCACACCUGCAGUAAAGCUCAUGUCACCAUGUCUCACUGAGAAGGUGAACUGGGAAGGUGAAGCUUCUUACACCGCUCCUUUGUAAGGACAGAAGAGUGCCCUCACCUGGAAUGGAGAGGAGAAAGGAGACCUUGGGACACCAGUAUAGAAGGUUUGGGAAAAGCUCUGCGUGUCAGGCAGGAUAAGGUAGCAUUUUGGAGGAUCCCAGUCAUCCAAGUAGAGCAGUUAGAGUCACAAAGUUGUGUUAGUGCUGCAAACACAAUUCUCUCUGUCACUUCAUGCUUAACAGUAUCCUAACAACAGCUGAAGCAGCUUCUGUGACCUACACAUGUUUAGAAUAAGUUGAUGAAUCACACUCUGUGAAUCCCUAGCCUCCAGCUGGCUAAGAUGGACCUGACCCUUGCUAUUAUGAGCAGCUCUUCAGUUAGGAGUGAAAGACUUUCAUAAUCUGCCUGUGACGUAAGGGCAAGUUCUCAACUUGUUACAUCAACAUUUCCCUGAAGACUUAAGUUCAUUGAUCAGCAGCCCCAAAGCAGAGCAUGGUCCUGUUUGGUGUUGUCCCGUGUUAAUACAGUGUUAAUCAUGACAACUUCUUCCCACCUGAAGAGUAGUAUUUACUCAAGCAAGAAUGAUAAGAAUCUUCAAGCUUCAACUUACUUUUUGAAAACAACAUUUUAUCCCUCCCUUCUUCGUUUCUUCACACUCACGCUUCUCAAACAGAGCCAGGUGGCCCAGUUAUUUACUGGACAGACAGCAUCUUCACAAAGCUCUUCUGUUUUGAUGAUGUCUCUCUUACCUGCAACAACCAACAGAGCAGGGCUCAGAAAAGAAGGAUGAAGUCAGGUUAGCAAGGAAUGGGUGUUUCUGUCAGAGUCUGGAAGUUUACUAACCUGUUUUCCUCCUCAGAAAUGCAUUGAUGCUCUUGUUGUAAAGGGCUGUGAUAAGCCCCUACAAUGCAAAGCACAAGCGUUUUGAAUUUUUGGUUCUGCAGGAUUUGUUUUAAAAGAAAUGUCAGCAUCCACCCUUUAAGAGAGAGAAGAGGUUGAGAGAGUUGCUAGGUCAAAGCCAGACCCUGUCCCCUUUACACCCACGAUGUGAACACAAACAUACAUUCAAGGACUCCACAGUUAGCAGGGAAGCUUCAAUAUAUACUGUUAUUAGAUGCAAUUCUCACUCUAGAUAAGGUCAUGUAUGCUUUGAAGUGCAGAAGUGAAGCCUGUUCGCAAGUUUAGUCUUUCCUUAUCCAUUCACUUCUGCCUUUAUGAAGAAUCUGACAUCUCCCGACUUGGUUUACAGAGUAUGGAGGAUACACUCUGUGUGCAGCUUCUGAUACCAGUAGUAGAUAUAGGAAGUGUCUGAAGUCCAGCAUCAUAGAGUGAACACUGUGUUCCAGUGAAAAACAUCUUAUGGUGCUGUCUUAGUCCUGCAGAGAGUCCCAGGGAAGGAGGAGACUGCACACCCAGCUCAGCAGAGGAUCGAAUCUUGACAGUAGCUGUUGAAGUGAGGAGGUAAGGGGCUGCAGAUGGCAGGAUUUGUGUCAAAACUCCAGGUGAAGAUCCUUAGCGUGAGGUGGACACUAUGGAAGACCACGUCCACCAGGUCUGUCCAGGGGAUGCUAGAGCUCUGCAGCAGCCUCUCUACUUCAAACACCAUCCAGCACGUCAUGAACACCACUACCACAACACAGGCAGACAAAAAGAAUCAGUAAAUGAGAGCGAGACAAAGCAUUAAGCAAAAACAGGGCUCAGAAGCAGAAAGGACUGUCUGUUAACAGUGUCCCUCUGGACUGCUAAGGACUCCAGACAAAAAAAAAGAUGCAUGCUGUUAGUUGGCAGAUUGCUCCAGAGGGAUGCAGUGAAGUGCAGCUGUGUCCUGGCAGUCUGCAAGCUCCUGCUUCUCAUCCCACUGGAAGCCCACUAGUUACCCAAUCAAAAAUCCUGAGAGCAUUUGGCCACUGAAAGCUCUGCUUCUCCCUUCCCAACCAAAACACAAACAUGAGAGAGAGAAAGACUUAGAUAUCAGGACAGUCCUCCCGCCUGCUGCUCCUCCUAAACUGCUUUUACAAGAUGCUUGGAAGGAAAUCCGAUGGAGCUUGUAAGUUCAGACUGACCUGUGUCAUGCAGCCUCUCCCAGAAUCACACAGAAUCACCAGGUUGGAAAGGACCCAUUGGAUCAUCGAGUCCAACCAUUCCUAACACUCCCUAAACCAUGUCCCUAAGCACUUCAUCCACCCGUUCCUUAAACACCUCCAGGGAAGGCGACUCGACCACCUCCCUGGGCAGCUGUUCCAGUGCCCAAGAGAUACUGCACAUCCUCCCCUUGGCAUCAGUUGUCAGCAUGGCAGUCUCUUGGAAUGGUCCAUCUCUCCCUAUUUCUUUACUUUUCCCUAUUCUGUAUUUUGGAAUUGCACAGCACCAUAGCAGGAAAGCAGAAGGGAAAUACGGAGGGGAAUGCCUUCAUCCUACCCACCUGUGGUCUGUUAACAAUUGCUCUCAGGCAGAUGCUGAGCCUCCCCUGAUGGCCAUUCCCUUUUCAGAACUUAUCAGACCAAUGGUUUGAUGCCAACACUUCCUGGAAGCUGCUCCGUCUGCUUUCAUUUAGCUCUCCAUUUAUUCCUCUAAGGAGUGAUAUUUCUGCUAGAGGUGGGCAAGCGUAUUUCACUUAAUUUCAGUUCCCUCUGAGCCCGAUGAAUUAGAUGGCCUGAUGCAAUAGGAUCUGCUAACAAAAGGUUGCAGAAAAACAUGGGAAGAGAGAAGUCAGCAGGAAGCUGAAAUGAGCACAAGAGGGAGCCUCAUGUAAACGGAUUCUGAGAUGCUGCCUGGAAUAAAAAUGUCCAGUCAUAAUUUCCAAUCACACUUAGCUAAUUAUUAUUGAAUAUACUGAUGAAUAUGUAGAAAAAGCUGUGGCUUCAACAGAAAAGCUGAAAGAGUGCUCAGCACAGGAAAGACAUGGAGCUGUUGGAGUGAGUCCAGAGGAGGCGACGGAGAUGAUCCGAGGGCUGGAGGACCUCCUGUAUGAGGACAGACAGAGAGAUGGGGUUGUUCAGCCUGGAGAAGAGAAGGCUGAACAGGGAGCCAGGAGGUUCCAGUAGUGAAAGAGGCUCUAGGAAAGCUGGGGAGGGGCUCUUGCUCAGGGAGUGCAGGGAUAGGAUGAAGGGAACAGUUUUGAGCGGCAGGAGGGGAGAUUGAGAUGAGAUCUUAGGAAGAAAUGUUUUGCUGUGAGGGUGGGAAAGCCCAAGGUGCCCAGAGGAGUGGUGGCUGCCCCAUCCCUGGAGGUGUUCAAGGCCAGGUUGGAUGGGGCUUGGAGCCCCUGAUCCAGUGGGAGGUGUCCCUGCCCAUGGCAGGGGGCUGGACCUGGAUGGUCUUUAAGAUCCCUUCCAACCCAAACUAUUCCACUAUUCUGUGAUUCUAUACAUUUUGCUUCAGAGAAAUAGUAAAUCCGUGCCUGUAAGCAGGGCCCAAGCAUUAAUUACGCCCCGUGCUGCAGCUGUUUUCUUGUGUGAGAAGAGAUCUCUUGUGUGAGAAGGCCCCAGGUGGGCCAUGCCUCCUGCCUCCAGCUCAGGGUUGAAGGGCACUUGUGUGGUCUGCGAGUGAACAGGGCCCUAAUUUCUCAGCAGUUUGAAAAGACUUCUGCAAGUUAUUUCUCUGCCAUGCUUCCCUGGCUUCUUUCCAACUGUCCAGGAAGAUCCUGAGAUGUUGGAAAACUGCAGAAUUCAGUGGAGGAUGACCAAAUGAGCAUGCCUGGACUACAGGAACUAGAGGCCAUGGGAUCUGCUGAAGGAUUGAUUUACUUGCGGCUAUGGCUACGUGCAGAACAAUUACCAAGAGGAUAGAGGAAUACUAAGUGGUACCAGACAGUAUAACAAGGGGCCACAGCUCCAAACCCUACCUUGAGACAAGAUCUCUCCUCAAAUAUUUCUGCAGCCUUUGCACGGGUCACCCAGAAGGUGAUGCCUUUCUGUCCUUCGAAGUCUUCCAUCCAAGAUUUGGAUUAACAAAGCGUCAUCUAGCCUGAUCUAGUGUAGAGGACACUCCUCUGCUUUGAGUGGGAGGACCAUUGCCUACAGAAAUUCCUGUCAGACCAAUGGCCAGGUUGGAUCAGCCCAAAACUUAGAAUUGAAAUGAACAGCAGGAGUGUAUCUAAAACACUGGGACUCUCACGACAAGGGUAGAUGGGGUACAGGUAGAGAAAGACUGAGGUCCUCUGCUCAGCUCUUCCACUAACCUGGUUUUUGGCUUCGGAGAAUUUAUUUACGCUACCUAUUUCUUUUAUGGAAAGGAGAUCUAUGGAGCACAUCUGUUCAGCGUUGCUCUUCUCACACCAAAAGGAAAAAUUACUGACUGAUACCCACUUAGGUACACAGCAUUUUGGCAACACUCAGAACAUGAUCUCACAAACCUUCCUUGAAAGAUAACAAACACUGCCGGUGUGCUUUCCCUUCCGCAAGUCAGGUUCAGCCUCUUUACUUACAAAAAAAAUGAAAUACCAACCCCAUUUGGGAUGAGUGGUCGGAAGCCUCCCACUUGUUCUUGGCUGAAGUUGUAUCUCUGUAUUUCAGGCAGUGGUGAAAGACUUGAACACUGGAAAUCAAGAACAUCAGUGCAGGCUGUAACACACAGCAGCAGAAGAAGGAAGAGUUUUCUCCUAGCACUGCCAGGCAAACAGUUUCUUCCCUAAUAGACGGGUUCAUGCUUUGUCAGGUACCAGUUUCUCCAUCAUUUUCUCUUUGGAAUUCAUGUGAUGCUGUGAAAUGCCAGUCAGGCACUCACUGGAAUUGAACCACACUGGGCUUGCGGGAGAAGAGGCAGCGUUAUUAGGUGAAUUUUAUAUGAAAGAAUUUAAUAAUAAACAAUUUAUUUUGAUUGUGCGUGAGAUAAUUUUACUAGCUCUUGUCUAUUUUAUUUUCUAUUAUUCAUUGUGAGUAUACGUUGGAUUUUAACAUUUCUGACAAAGGCAG
Cuculus canorus (common cuckoo) is the source of this 10157-nucleotide messenger RNA. It is a transcript of the gene LACTBL1, whose product is annotated as lactamase beta like 1. Lineage: Eukaryota; Metazoa; Chordata; Aves; Cuculiformes; Cuculidae. Bases 564 to 2312 code for a protein of 582 amino acids. The record is from RefSeq and is a predicted model, not a curated record. The transcript has 10 exons.